This is a messenger RNA of Mycena indigotica, 981 nucleotides long. RefSeq names its product Cytochrome c domain-containing protein. Gene Ontology annotation, molecular function: heme binding; electron transfer activity. Lineage: Eukaryota; Fungi; Basidiomycota; Agaricomycetes; Agaricales; Mycenaceae. The record is from RefSeq and is a predicted model, not a curated record. The transcript is spliced from 7 exons. Gene Ontology annotation, biological process: mitochondrial electron transport, ubiquinol to cytochrome c. Bases 1 to 981 code for a protein of 326 amino acids.
AUGCUGGCCCGACGCUUGGGCGCGACGAGGCUUUCUUCUCUGCCCAAAAAAACUACUGCUGGGCUGCCGAGAGCCAUUCUUACUCGCAAUGCGUCGAGUUCGUCGUCCUCUGCGUUUGAGUCUUUCCUCAAUUCGCGUUUGACUCUUGUCUCUGUAUCGCUUUUUACUGCUGGCACGGUUGGCUGGUAUACCCACCUCUACGGCUCGCUCCCUUUCAUUCCCCAAGUCCACGCCAGCCUCGAUAGCGACGAGGGUCUUCAUCCGCCUGCGUACCCAUGGUCUCACAAAGGCAUUUUCGAUACCUUCGACCAUGCGAGCAUUCGUCGAGGCUAUCAAGUUUACCGUGAGGUUUGCGCCGCAUGCCAUUCUCUCGAUCGCAUUGCGUGGCGUAAUCUGGUUGGCGUUUCUCAUACGGUCGAUGAAGUCAAAGCUAUGGCCGAGGAGGUCGAAUAUCAAGAUGGUCCCAACGACGAAGGCGAAAUGUUCAUGCGCCCGGGAAAGCUUGCCGAUUAUAUGCCUCCUCCCUAUCCCAAUGAAGCAGCCGCUAGAGCCGGAAACGCAGGUGCUUUGCCUCCAGACCUCAGUUUAAUCGUCAAAGCCCGUCAUGGUGGUGCUGACUACAUUUUUGCUUUACUCACUGGCUAUGUCGACGCCCCUGCUGGUGUUGAAGUCCGCGAGGGAAUGAACUAUAAUCCUUUCUUCCCUGGUGGUGCGAUUGGUAUGGCGCGUGUUUUGUUCGAUGGAUUGGUGGAAUAUGAAGAUGGCACCCCUCCAACCACCUCUCAAUUGGCAAAGGAUGUGGUCACGUUCCUUAACUGGGCAGCGGAACCAGAGCAUGACGAGAGGAAGAAGAACGGAAUCAAGGCCGUUAUCCUUUUCUCUGUUUUGACUCUCGUUAGUCUCUACGUCAAGCGUUUCAAAUGGACCCCCAUCAAGAACAGGAAACUCAUCUACGAUCCCCCAGCAGACAAAAAGCAUUAA